Messenger RNA from Styela clava, 1325 nucleotides. RefSeq lists its product as uncharacterized. NCBI's taxonomy places the organism in Eukaryota, Metazoa, Chordata, Ascidiacea, Stolidobranchia, Styelidae. The record is from RefSeq and is a predicted model, not a curated record.
GUAUAAAGCCAAUCAAUAAGAAUAUAUAGACCUACAUUCUGGAUGAGCUGAUGUAUGACUUUUCUGCAUAUGCGACAAGGAGGCGUUUUCGGGGCGUCGCACAGGAGGGCGGGGCUAACGUGAUCUGCGUUUUCAUUUGUUAGAUACAAUUCGAUUCUAUACUCUGAUUGGCUAACAAUAUAUACACAAACCUUUGUUGACCUUUGGAAUUCUGAAUUUGGAAAUCCAUUCAGCGCCUGUUUGUCUGUUGUGGCGUAAUUUCGGGCUCAAAUUUAUGCUUUUUGCCUUAUUAUGGAGCAGCCCAUAGAACCUAAAUAUACAGGUUUACCUCGAAGGUACGAAGAGACGAAACCUGCGCUGGAUCAAGUUUUCACCCACUCAAGUAUCCUUCGAAUAGGCGAGAAAAUUUUAGAAAAAUUUCAACAGAAUUCGAGCAACGAUAAAGAAGUUGCUGUAAAACAGUGUGAAAGCACAGUUUGGAAAGAUGCGGAGGAAUAUAAAAAUGAAUGUGUCAGAGAGGCGUUGGAGUUAGCGAGCAACAAAGAAGCUUAUUGCUUAAAAGAAUUGGAAAAAUCGCACGUGAAACAUGUUAAAUCAGAAAUCGCUAGGAUUGAAGAAUUGAUGAGACAAAAAUGCAUCGAGGAAAGGUUUGACGAAAGGCGGGAAGGGGAAAGACGCAUGCAGCUAAUGGCUGAUGAAUUGAAACGGAAAUAUGAGCUUGAAAAAAUGGCAGAAGUUAAAGCAGCACGCAUUGAAGAGCAGGCCAUAGCAGAAAAUGCAGCACAAGAAAUGACACGUCGUCACGAUAAAGCUAUGAACCUUUAUGGGAAUGAAAUGCAAGAAGCAAAAAGAUUGGAAAUAGCAGCAUUACGAUAUGAACUUGAAGAUAUUCGACUUGAACAUGUCCAAGAAGCACGAGAAGAGGAACAAGCUGCUGCUAAGCUCAGAUUGCAUGAGGCAAGUUUAAUACACAAUGAUGAAGUACAAGAUUUGCAAGCAACUAUCCGACAACUUCUAAAUGAAAAACAUGAUUUGGAAGCGGGUCUUGCAUCCAUGACAAACCAACGAGACAAUUACAUAGAAAAGCACACCGAGUUAAGAAGGGAAUUUACAUCGUUUAUUGAAAGAUGCAGAUCAGAUUUUGAACCUGGACAAGCUGACUUUUUACUUCCACCAAAUUGAGCUGAAAUUAAUUUUUUUUUUCUUUAUUAUAGGUUACAUUGAUCAAUUUUUGAAAUUGAUCCAAUACUUUAAGAAUUUUGUGAUAUGUCAAGUGUUAUAAUUUUUAUAAGUGAUUGAUUGCUAAUCAAUACGGUCUAAAACUG